AUGCUGGGAAUCACGGGCCUUGGAUUUGAGCAGAAAGCUUCACGUAUGCAAAGCUAUGCUAGGAAAGAGAGAAGAAGAGAAGAGAUGAUCGGAUCGGGCACGAUAAAACGGAGAGAUGUAGACGGUGAUAGUGGUGGUGGUGGUGAGGAUUCAGGGUCCGAACCGGAUAAGAGCCAAGUAACAAAGACAGGCAGUCGACUCCACCGCUGCGACAGAGUUGAAGAUGCCAAGCAAAGAGAAGAAGGUGACGAUGAUGGAUGGAGGGGAGGAAGUCGCGAUGUCGCGGUGAAGAGAUGA
This is a messenger RNA of Aspergillus nomiae NRRL 13137, 297 nucleotides long. RefSeq lists its product as uncharacterized. Lineage: Eukaryota; Fungi; Ascomycota; Eurotiomycetes; Eurotiales; Aspergillaceae. The record is from RefSeq and is a predicted model, not a curated record. The coding region runs from base 1 to 297 and encodes 98 amino acids. The transcript is spliced from 2 exons.